AUGAUUAUGCCAAGAUUAUCAAAAUUAAAUAGUGUGUUUAAUUUAUUAUUUUAUUAUCGUUGUGUGUCAUCGGAAAUAGAAAUUGAUUCAAAAUUUUUUUAUAACGUGAUAGGUGGAGGAACACAUGCUUCUCGUGAUGCAAUUCGUAAUGCAUUCGCAUUAUUAAUAAAUCCAGAUCAAUCAAUAUUGGAUAUGAUAUUCAAGCAUUGCAAUAUUGAUUGUCGAUAUUUAGUUAAUCAUUUGAUAAAUAAAAUAAUAAUUAUAAAAUCAAUUGCAUGUGCUCAAACUAAAGAAGAACUUGAAUUGAUGCGUAGUGAUUAUUCGUUGGAACCUCGUAGUAAUGAUGAUCCAGAUGAAGACGAAGAUGACAAUGAUGAUGAUGAAGAUGAACUUGAACAUGAACAUAUUGAUGGUUAA
Molecule: messenger RNA, 417 nt
Organism: Rotaria sp. Silwood2
Lineage: Eukaryota; Metazoa; Rotifera; Eurotatoria; Philodinida; Philodinidae
Source: the annotation of a GenBank genome assembly